Urocitellus parryii (Arctic ground squirrel) is the source of this 1954-nucleotide messenger RNA. RefSeq names its product SPNS lysolipid transporter 2, sphingosine-1-phosphate (gene Spns2). Gene Ontology annotation, cellular component: membrane. Gene Ontology annotation, biological process: sphingosine-1-phosphate receptor signaling pathway; lipid transport; transmembrane transport. Gene Ontology annotation, molecular function: sphingolipid intramembrane carrier activity; transmembrane transporter activity. Lineage: Eukaryota; Metazoa; Chordata; Mammalia; Rodentia; Sciuridae. The record is from RefSeq and is a predicted model, not a curated record.
GUCCGGACCGCAGCUGUCAGAGCCGCCGCGGCGACGGCGGCGCGUCGGGCUGAACAGUGGCAGCGCCGCAGCCGGGGCCGGAGCCCGAGCUCAGAAGCCGACGGGGCCCAGCCGGGAUGGUGCAGCGGCGGCUCCGCAGCGCACGCACGCACUGAGAGGGCCCAAGCUGGGCCCCGCGGCCCCCGCGCCCCCCGCCGCCCCGAUCCCGGCCGGCAUGAUGUGCCUGGAAUGCGCCUCGGCGGCGGCGGGCGGCGCGGAGGAGGAGGAGGCGGACGCGGAGCGGCGGCGCCGGCGCCGGGGGGCGCAGCGAGGGGCCGGCGGUAGCGGUUGUUGCGGGGCGCGGGGCGCCGGGAGCGCUGGAGUCGUGGCCCCCGACGAUGAGGUGCAGACGCUGUCCGGCAGCGUGAGGCGGGCCCCGUCCGGACCCCCCAGCAUCGCCGGCACCCCGGGCUGCGCAGCCGCUGCCAAGGGCCCCGGCGCACAGCAGCCCAAACCAGCCACCCUGGGCCGCGGGCGGGGGGCAGCUGCCGCCAUCCUCAGCUUGGGCAACGUGCUUAACUACCUGGACAGGUACACCGUGGCAGGUGUCCUUCUGGACAUCCAGCAGCACUUUGGGGUCAAGGACCGAGGCGCUGGCUUGCUGCAGUCAGUGUUCAUCUGCAGCUUCAUGGUGGCUGCCCCCAUCUUCGGCUACCUGGGUGACCGCUUCAACAGAAAGGUGAUCCUCAGCUGCGGCAUUUUCUUCUGGUCAGCAGUCACCUUCUCCAGCUCCUUCAUCCCCCAGCAGUAUUUCUGGCUGCUGGUCCUGUCCCGGGGUCUGGUGGGCAUUGGCGAGGCCAGCUACUCCACCAUCGCGCCCACCAUCAUUGGCGACCUCUUCACCAAGAACACGCGCACACUCAUGCUGUCUGUCUUCUAUUUUGCCAUCCCACUGGGCAGYGGCCUGGGCUACAUCACUGGCUCCAGUGUGAAGCAAGCGGCUGGAGACUGGCACUGGGCCCUGCGGGUGUCCCCUGUCCUGGGCAUGAUCACAGGAACACUCAUCCUUGUCCUGGUCCCAGCCACYAAAAGAGGUCAUGCCGACCAGCUCGGGGGACAGCUCAAGGCACGGACAUCGUGGCUCCGGGACAUGAAGGCUCUGAUCCGAAACCGCAGCUACGUCUUCUCCUCCCUGGCCACGUCGGCCGUGUCCUUCGCCACAGGGGCCCUGGGCAUGUGGAUCCCGCUCUAUCUGCACCGUGCCCAAGUUGUGCAGAAGACAGCAGAGCCAUGCAGCAGCCCGCCCUGCGGGGCCAAGGACAGCCUCAUCUUUGGGGCCAUCACCUGCUUUACGGGCUUCCUGGGUGUGGUCACUGGUGCAGGAGCUACGCGUUGGUGCCGCCUGAGGACCCAGCGGGCCGACCCACUGGUGUGUGCUGUGGGAAUGCUGGGCUCCGCCAUCUUCAUCUGCCUGAUCUUCGUGGCUGCCAAGAGCAGCAUUGUGGGCGCCUAUAUCUGUAUCUUCGUUGGGGAGACACUGCUAUUUUCUAACUGGGCCAUCACUGCGGACAUCCUCAUGUACGUGGUCAUUCCCACCCGCCGGGCCACUGCGGUGGCCUUGCAGAGCUUCACCUCUCAUCUGCUKGGCGAUGCCGGAAGCCCCUACCUCAUAGGCUUUAUCUCGGACCUGAUCCGCCAGAGCACCAAGGACUCCCCGCUCUGGGAGUUCCUGAGCCUGGGCUAUGCCCUCAUGCUCUGCCCCUUCGUCGUGGUCCUGGGUGGCAUGUUCUUCCUCGCCACUGCUCUCUUCUUCCUCAGUGACCGUGCCAAGGCUGAGCAGCAGGUGAACCAGCUGGUGAUGCCACCCGCAUCCAUGAAAGUCUGAGGUGGUGCUGCUGGGACAGUGAAGAACCCUCGCUCCUCCCUAGUCUGGGAGAUGUCCUUCAGCAUCCCGGACCUAUAGGGCUGUCYCAAA